Serinus canaria (Common canary) is the source of this 4261-nucleotide messenger RNA. RefSeq names its product VPS37A subunit of ESCRT-I (gene VPS37A). The transcript has 12 exons. Gene Ontology annotation, biological process: protein targeting to membrane; protein targeting to vacuole; ubiquitin-dependent protein catabolic process via the multivesicular body sorting pathway. NCBI's taxonomy places the organism in Eukaryota, Metazoa, Chordata, Aves, Passeriformes, Fringillidae. Gene Ontology annotation, cellular component: ESCRT I complex. Bases 122 to 1306 code for a protein of 394 amino acids. The record is from RefSeq and is a predicted model, not a curated record.
GGGGCGGGGCGGGGGCGGUGGCGGCGGGGCCGCCGUCGCGCGCAGGCGCGCGCGGGCGCUCGGUUAGGUGCGCGCGGUGCCGCGGGUGCCUUCGCGCCCCUCCGGUGCCGCCGCGCGCGCGAUGAACUGGCUGUUCCCGCUCGCCAAGGGCGGCGCCGCCCCCGCCUCCGCCGCGCCGCCCGCGCGCACCGGCCUCCAGCAGCAGCGGCAGCGCCAGGUCGAGUCCCUGCGCGCCGCGCACGCCUCCAUUGCAGAAAUACAGAAAGAUGUGGAAUAUCGACUGCCAUUCACUGUAAACAACUUGACAAUUAACAUUAACAUUUUGCUUCCACCUCAAUUUCCUCAGGAAAAGCCAGUCAUCAGUGUUUUCCCACCUGUGAGACAUCAUUUAAUGGACAAACAGGGAGUAUAUGUGACCGGUCCAUUAAUAAAUAAUUUUACAAUGCAUUCAGAUCUUGGAAAAAUUAUUCAGAGUUUACUGGAUGAGUUUUGGAAGAAUCCUCCAGUUCUAGCUCCUAGCUCAACAUCCUUUCCAUACCUUUUCAACAAACCAGCUGGAAUGCCUCCUUUUGCUCCUCAGGGGUUUCCAUUUCUCCCUCCAUAUCCACCUCAAGAAACAAACAGAACAAUGGCACCCAUGCCCAUUUCUGAACCAGUUUCUUCAAGCUACACUACAGAGAAGCCUGCUGCUCCCUCCUAUGGCUUGAUUGCUGAUCUGCCGCUGCCUGUUCCAACAGCAGAAGUGGUGCUGCAGGUUGGCCAGAAUGGAUUUACAUACAAGAUGCCUGAUAUUCCUGAUACCUUUCCAGAACUCUCAGAACUAAGUAUAUCACAGCUGACCAGUAUGAAUGAGCAAGAGGAGGUGUUACUGGAACAGUUUGUGACUCUUCCACAGCUGAAGCAGGUCAUUACCGAUAGAGAUGAGUUAGUGAAAAGCAUUGAAGAGCUGGCAAAAAAAAACCUGUUGCUGGAGCCUAGUCUUGAAGCAAAAAGACAGAUAGUGUUGGAUAAAUAUGAGCAACUCACGCAAUUGAAAGCAGCCUUUGAAAAAAAGAUGCAAAGACAGCAUGAACUUAGUGAGAGUUGCAGUCCAAGUGCUCUGCAGGCCAGACUUAAAGUAGCUGCUCAUGAAGCUGAAGAGGAGUCUGAUACUAUUGCAGAAGACUUCUUGGAAGGCAAAACAGAGAUAGAUGACUUUCUUAGUAGUUUCAUGGAAAAGAGAACGCUCUGCCACUGCAGACGAGCCAAAGAGGAAAAACUUCAACAGGCAAUAGCAAUGCACAGCCAAUUUCAUGCUCCGCUAUAGACUUCCUGCAAACUACACCUGCCAAGAGAACGAAUGAAAACCCCAAUAAAGCACACUUUUUAAUAACUAUUAUUUGCAAAUAAGCAUUUCAUCUUAUCUGGUUGUAUUUAUGGAAGAAAAUUGUAUACAGACUUGGGAUGGUUUUUGUACAAAUUAGAAUGUCUCUUUAUAUUCCCAUUGUACUUAAGAAUCCUUCUAGUGCAAUCUUUGCAUUAAUUUCUUGUAUUUAUUGUUGAUAGUUAUAAUAUUUAAGUUCCCUACUGCUAUACUCCAUUGUUCAGAGAUUAAAUAUCUAAACAUGUAAUUUUGACUAGCUUUUUACAUUUUUAUAAAAACAUAAUUCAUAUCUUUUGUAUUUUGAAUUUUAACCAUAGAUUUGGCUUAAUCUAUGGAAGACUUUAAGUGUUGAUAGGACUUUGGAAACGAAAAAAAUUCUUAAUGGAGAUUGCCAGUGGAUUCACAAGCUGUCUUUUCUUGAAACCAAAAUAUUAAAGAACAAGUUUUUUUACUUCUAAGUAAUAGUAGAAAACUAAACAUAGCUUGUAUUGUGUUUUGGAUAAGUAGAUUGGGGAUUAAGGAAAGGAUGUGUUGAAAAAAAUUAUAUUGGAAUCAAAAUAGAAUAAAUGAUAUCUGCAUAGAUUUGGUAUGCUGCUUAGUAGCACUGAUGCACUGAUUUCUAAAGUGGUUUGGUACCCACCACUAAUUAAACACAAUUUUCAUCUGACAAGAUCAUUUUCUUUCUUUUUUUUUUUUUUUUUGUUCAUAAAGGAAUAAUACGCAGGUCACCUUCCUGUUUCUGUUUUAUGCAAUAUAAAUAAGUUCAUCGUGUGAGGAACUCAGCAACACUUUACAAAAACUAGUUCUGAAGUUCUUUGGAACAUAGUUGUUUUUUCCUAAUGUUAAGAAACAAAGAAAUUAAUUCAGUUGAGUUGCAUAAUGUCAUAUGGUAAGGCAAGCGAUCGAAUUUGGAAGUGAAACUAAAUUCUGUGCUUUAAUCAAUGGAUCUUGCCUCUGAUAAGCUGACAGUCUUGGGAUGGGGUGUAUCUGCUGAGAAUGGAUAGAACUAAAUGCAGUGUUCUGUAGGAGAAAAAUACAGGUCCUAAAUAAGGCAUGUAUUUUCUCUCUUGCUAUUGUGAGAAGGCACAUUAUUUUUCUAAACCUUCUCAAUGAAUUAGGUUUUCAUGGAGACAGUCAAGGAGGAAGGAGGAGGAGUAGAAGGAAUGGUACAAUUUUGAGAGUUGUAAGUAGGAUAAAGUGCUGAUUAAGUAAUGUAUCAGAAAUCCUGCUUCUUUCUUGUCAGGAAGCAGUCUGGAGAUAAACCUCUUAGCCAAGUCUCUACCUGUUUGUUACCUAGAUAGGAUCACAGAACAUGGUAGGUUCAAAUCUCAGACUACAAUCCAAGCAUGUGCUUUUCUAGAUCACUGAUCUUCAGUCCUAAAUUUCAUAUUCUUCUGGCAAAAUGUGAUAUUUCUUCUGAAUGGAGAAAAGUGAGUAAGCAAAAUCGUGUAAGUGCAAAAAGUCUGUUCCACAGGCUAGUGGGUCUUCAGUCUCAGCCCUGCAUUCGUUACACUUGUCUGAUUGUCCUAAGCUGUUGCUUCUCAGGGUGAGUAAACUAUUCAUUGAUAUUUUAUAGGACUUAAUUUAAAGCUGAUCCAAAUUCUGAGAUUAGAUGUCCUAAGAAAGUAGGUCUGUGGUCCAAAUCAAAGAUACUUUGGUGUCUGAAAAAAAAUCAGCACUUUAUAAGUGAAAUGCUUAAGCAAUAAUUUUAGAGGUUCUUAUUCCAAAAAAUGUGCUGUCUGUAUAUUGACACAGCACUCCUGCUAAUGUGCUGACUAAAGCCUUACAUUAUGUAAACAUCUAAGUGGUUCUGAACUUGUGUCUAUGAGUAGUGUGAUUUCUGCAGCUCUGGAGAAGAAUUAAGUGUACGUUAUCACUGUCACCUUCUUGGCAAAAUCCCAUCUCAUUUUAUGCUGAGUUCUUUCUGAUCUCUUUCUGAGGAUCUAGUUAACUCUCAAGACUACAGACAAUUCUGUGCAGAGCUGAUUUUUUUGUUGUUUCUUGUGAACAGAAAAAGGCAUGGAUGACCAGACAUCUGCUGUUCUUGCUGUAUUGGGCUAGUAUUAACAGGAUGGGACGACAGGCUUCUGUUCUCAUCUGCCAGGUGUUACUGUGCUCUGCUGUCACUGAACACUUAAGCCAGGUCAUGUUCAGGGGAUUUGAUAGUACAAGUUCUGAACUCUUCAGCUUUUCUUCUUAUACUACUUUAGUGAGCAAAUUUUCAGAUUGGGAACUUCUCUAUGGAGUCUUUCUAGUGGUAGUGGAGAAGAACCUACAAGAAAAUGUCACUGUUCAAUGCAAGUUCACUGUUUGUUAUUCAGGGAUUUCAAAGUUAAGUUCUUUUUUCUCACUUUCUAUUCUCUGAUGUUAUUGUUACCAUUCUUUGGAUUAUUUUUUCCCUUAUUUUGGCCCGUUCUGCAGUCACAAACCCAUCCUCUAGAAAAAAGGCACAGAAGUCUCCGUGUUCAGCGAUGAUGUAUACUGGAUUAGCUGCCGGAAUGCUGUCAACAUCCAAGAAUGUCCAGCCUGUUUAUGGUCUUUAAGGGCCUACCUGAUGCUGGUUGGGGUGGUUUUUGAGGAUUUUUUUGUUGUUUUGGUUUUCUUUUGUUUUAGUCCUACAUUGGUUGUGCCUUCCCUGGUCUGCUUUCACCAGAAGACUAGGUAGAACACUGAUAGCACUCUAUCAGAGUUAAAGAUUUUGGCUUUUAGCAUGCUGGUAGCCCACUGUGAAACACAUUCUUAACCUCAAUUUUUACCAGAUAUGGAGUGUAGGUGUAAAUCCAGUUUCCCGUAACGUGUAAGAGAAUGGCAACUGCUGUUAGAUGCACAUUCUGAUGGGUUUUGAAAUAUGUCGAGAGAACUUUUAAGCAAUAUGUAAUAAAAGGCUGUGUACAAUGA